AUGGAGGGCACAAUAUCAUCCAGCUUGCACAAGCUCAUUAUUGGUGUUGACUUCGGUACCACCGCAACCGGCAUCAGCUGGGUUUCAACAGCAGGCGCCCAUGUCAAGGUUCUGGACGAUGUACACUGUAUUAUGAACUGGCCUGGCGGCAACAACUCCUGCAAGACCCCAUCACGUCUUGCGUACGCGAACAAUAACGAGAGUAUCAACGCCAAUGCCUUCGGCUUCGAAGUCAAAUCGUACAUGGAGUCGUUCGCCUGGAUGAAGCUGCUACUAGAUCCCGAACAAGCGACAAAGUUCGAUGAUCCAAGCCUUACCAAGAGCGAGGGCGAUGGCGUACUGAAGCGUCCGAUCAACAAGACACCCGUUGAACUGUGUGCCGACUAUCUCACCGAAGUCAUCCAGCACGCCUAUGCCUACUUGUCUCGAACCAUCACCGCCGAAGUCCUCGAGGCAACUCCAAUCGAUUUUUGGUUUACUGUUCCAGCGGUCUGGAGUGACAAGGCAAAGGCUGACACUCUUCGAGCUGCGCGCUACGCUGCAAAGCAGGCCAAGCUUCGAUGGCAUCCUGAUAGCCAGCUCUUCCUGAUUCGCGAGCCAGAGGCCGCAGCUGUGGCAACAGUCUCCGCGCUUACCCAGGGCGGCUCGCAGCAACACAUCAAGGUUGGCGAUAGCAUUUUGAUCUGUGAUUGUGGUGGGGGCACGGUCGAUAUCACUACCUACGUAAUCGAUAGCAUUACUCCCAAGCUCGCCUUCAAGGAGCUCCUCGUGGGCACAGGUGGCAAGUGUGGCUCUACGUACAUUGACCGACAGUUCUUGGAGUGGAUGGAAGACAUGUUCGGCCCUCACUUCACCAGCUUGCCACCAGCCAAGCGUGGUCCCGCGAGUGCUCUGAUGAAGAGCUUUGAGACGGCUAAGCUCGAUUUCGGCAUGUCCACAGAUAUCAAGAAGUACUAUGAGGUCGAUUGCUUCAUGGAGGAGGCCCACAAGUCACACUGGUACGAUGAUUCGGAGUGCGGGGAUCUGAAGUCGAUGUUUGAUCCAGUCGUCGAUAAGAUUAUUGCUCUUCUGCAAAGCCAACUCGACGCUGAGCGCCGCCAAGCUGGACAAACUGUGUUUCUCGUGGGAGGCUUUGGCGAGUCUGCCUAUCUGAACGCCGUACUACACAAGUGUCAGUCCGCCAUUGUUCGCGGUGCCGCCCUGAGUGGUCUGCACAACAUUCAGCCAACCUCUCGUCGUUCUCGUCUUCACUACGGUUGGAGCUGUAGCGAAGCCUUCGAUCCUAUGCGUCACGACGAGCGUGAUGCAUACCUCGAUCCGUGGUACAAUAACGGAAAGAGGGCGACUGGGAACAUGUGCUGGGAGCUCAGCAAGGGUGAUUUGGUCGACGAGACUACAAAGGUCGAUUUUGGCUUUGCCGAGCCUGUCUACGAAGAUUUCGUCAAGUCUGGCAGUUUCAACCUCGACCUGUACUGUGUGCACAAGCUCGCCUCCAUCAGCCUUAACUAUGGAAUUGUUGACCUUACUUGCUUCGAGUCCAAGGUGGCCAACGGUCGCCGUAUGCGCCGCAUCUGCGCUGAGGUUGCUGUCCACUUCGGUCACCGUCGUGGCGUUCUUGUCUUCACUGCUGUUGUCAACGGCAAGGAAAUCGGCGCCACUGAGGUCAAUUUCAAUGGGCAGAGCACUACUGAUGUCACUGAGAGUAUGAGCAAUAUGGACAUCGGGAGUAAUGCUGGCGCACUCACGCCGUCUUGUGCUCAGCAGUAA
This is a messenger RNA of Zymoseptoria tritici IPO323, 1767 nucleotides long. RefSeq lists its product as uncharacterized. Gene Ontology annotation, molecular function: ATP binding; ATP-dependent protein folding chaperone. The record is from RefSeq and is a predicted model, not a curated record. The coding region runs from base 1 to 1767 and encodes 588 amino acids. NCBI's taxonomy places the organism in Eukaryota, Fungi, Ascomycota, Dothideomycetes, Mycosphaerellales, Mycosphaerellaceae. The transcript has 8 exons.